AAGGAUAUUUGGCAGUUAUCUCUCAAUCGUUUCUUUAAAGUAAUUGAUGAAGAAGCAAUAUUUACAACUGAAUUUAAGGAUGCAUGGCAGAUAUUUAUAUCCAAAUAUCUUUUAAAAAUAAUUAAAGAACUAUUGGAUGGUGAAAAGAAGCUCAUUAAAAUCAAAGAUCUAGAUUGUAUUACUUUAGACUAUGAUAUUUACGAUGCUGAAGAUGUAUUAAAUCUCAACAAUCCCGACUUUAAAGCACUAUUAAAGAAAGAAUUGAACAAAAAAGGCAGAAGCAAAUAA
Dentiscutata erythropus is the source of this 288-nucleotide messenger RNA. Lineage: Eukaryota; Fungi; Glomeromycota; Glomeromycetes; Diversisporales; Gigasporaceae. The record is from the annotation of a GenBank genome assembly.